AUGCCACAGACACAUGGAGAAGAGUGCUACACCUGCCCAGAGGGUAAAUACUGUGUCCCUCCUCAGAAGCCACAAUUUUGUCCUAAAGGCUUCUUCUGUCCCAAAGGAACAGGUCUUGACUGGCAGCCUUGCCCACCAGGGACCUACAGCCCCGAGCAAGGGCUGAAGAGCAGCACUGGGUGCAGAGCUUGUGAUGGAGGGAAGUACUGUCUGUACCAUAAUGCAACAGACGUGACUGGAGAGUGCUGGGAAGGCUACUACUGUGCACAGGCGUCAGACAGGCCCAACCCAGAGGCCAGGCUCCAAGGUCAGGCUGGCCCUUGUCCUCCAGGCCACUACUGUCCAAAGGGCACUGCUGUCCCCAAGCAUUGUCCUGUGGGAACCUUCAGCACAAGGAUCAAAUUGAGCUCAGAGGAUAUGGGUAUUUCUGCAAUGGAACUGGACUCAUAUCUCCUGCUGGUGUCUGUGAAGCUGGGUUCUAUUGCACCAGAGGAGCUGUUUCUCCUAGACCUUCCAAAGACAUUACUGCCCAAGGAAUACGGAGUUUGCCACACAGUAUCCCUGUCCACCAGGAACCUACAGCUCGUACUGUGCAUCUGCAGAGCUGGCUGCGCCAUCUGGUCCCUGUGA
Molecule: messenger RNA, 630 nt
Organism: Mauremys reevesii (Reeves's turtle)
Lineage: Eukaryota; Metazoa; Chordata; Testudines; Geoemydidae
Product: tumor necrosis factor receptor superfamily member 14-like
Exons: 7
Coding region: 1-630 (209 amino acids)
Source: RefSeq, a predicted model, not a curated record